AUGACGGAGGAGAAAGGAGGAGAGUAUGAAUUGGUGUUUUUCCGGCGACUCGACGACGAAUUUAACAAAGUGGAGAAAUUCUAUAGAGAGAAAGUGGAGGAGGUGGUGAAAGAAGCUAUGGUUCUUAACAAACAGAUGGAUAAUUUAAUGGCGUUUAAGUUGGAGGAGGAGCGUACGGCGGAGAUGUCUCGCUCGGCCUCACACGUCGUCGUUUCUCCGGCGGAGCUCGCCAAAAAUACAUCUAUGAAAGUUCCGGCUAUAGAGGCCAUAGAGGAAGGAGGCUCGAGUAGGGCUGGUCGAUCAUCAGAUGAAGAUGACAAUAACCUAGAAAAAGAAAAACAGUGUGACAUGAGCAAGAUGAAAGCUGCAAGACCGGCUCCUAUCGGGGUUCUAAAUUUCGUCAAGAUGAUCAACAACACGAAAGAAAUGCCUCAAUCCAUUAUUAAGAGCGUUCUCAAAGUCUCGAAUCAGACAGAGCUCAAAUUCAGCAGAGAUAAUCUAAGGAAAAUUGAGGAGAAGCUAAGUUGUGCCUUUGUCGAGUUUCAUCGGAAGCUUUGGUUCCUCAAGAGCUAUAGCUUCUUGAAUGUGUUGGCGCUUUCGAAGAUAUUGAAGAAGUAUGAUAAGAUAACUUCGAGGGAUGCUGCUAAAUCUUACAUGAAAAUGGUUGAUAACUCUUACCUUGGAAGCUCUGAUGAAGUAAUGAUACUCACAGAGCAUGUUGAAACUACAUUCAUAAAGCAUUUCACGAAUGGUAAUAGAACAAAAGGAAUGAACAUCUUGCGACCAAAAGCUAAAAGAGAGAGACACCGAAUUACAUUCUCCACUGCUGCACGUGUCACAGAGAGAGAGGCGAAGGAGUGUGGUCUUGGGAAAGUCUUCUAUCUCUCUCGACGAAAUCGUCUCAGCAUCGUCUCCCAUCUCUCUCGACGGUUUCCCUCCAUAGAGCUCUCGACCGCGGACUCCGUCGAACCCUCCGGCGAUCUGUCCCAUUUCUCUGUCGAUCUCAAUCUCUCCGCCGAUCUCUCCGCCGCCGAUCUCUCCUCAGAUAAACCAGGUAUCACUCAAUCCUCAGUCUGUAGUAUAGAGAUUUAG
Messenger RNA from Arabis nemorensis, 1092 nucleotides. Lineage: Eukaryota; Viridiplantae; Streptophyta; Magnoliopsida; Brassicales; Brassicaceae. The record is from the annotation of a GenBank genome assembly.